This is a messenger RNA of Trichoderma atroviride IMI 206040, 567 nucleotides long. RefSeq lists its product as uncharacterized. The record is from RefSeq and is a predicted model, not a curated record. Lineage: Eukaryota; Fungi; Ascomycota; Sordariomycetes; Hypocreales; Hypocreaceae.
AUGCCCAACUACGAGGAAAUCUCACGUCGUGCCGAGGCCGACCUCAACACCUACCAAUCCAAGACUGGCAACGCUCGUCCACAAGGCCUGGACGACGCUGGUGUCAACUCUUAUGCGGAAAAGAAAUUCGACUCUGCCAAAGUCACCUACGGAGAUGACUUGAGCACAAAUAGAGGCUACAACAAGCGUAUUCCUCCAAGCGAGGGAGGAGACCUCGAUGCCCGCGGCAGACAAGCUACAGGCAAUCUCUACGAAGGUAAAGGAGGACCCGACGACAAAAUUGCCGAAUCAUACCGUCAGCAAGGCGGCCAAAACGACAACGAUGUUGUAAGCGCACGAGUGCCCGACACUGAAGGCCUCGGCAGCGCCAACGAUAUUGCGACGCAGGGAAAGAUUGCGUCCAAGACAAACGUUGGCAGCAAUCCGGCGGGACCUGGAGGAUCGAAAUUCAAGGGCAGCGAGUAUUAUACGCCUGAGAGCGUGCCCGAUAGCAUCUCUGCAGAGGGGUGGAUAGCGCCGGAGAGUGUGACGGAGGCGAGUCGCGAGACGGAGGGGUAUUCAAAGUGA